This is a messenger RNA of Homo sapiens (human), 11343 nucleotides long. Its product is annotated as olfactory receptor 2A1/2A42. Lineage: Eukaryota; Metazoa; Chordata; Mammalia; Primates; Hominidae. The coding region runs from base 3431 to 4363 and encodes 310 amino acids. The transcript has a single exon. The record is from RefSeq and is a predicted model, not a curated record.
AAAAUAGCUUUCAUUUUAAGAAUGUUGUGUGACUCAUUAGAAAGGAGUUUGUCAGCUCAUCAGAUCUUAAGUUUUACCUUUUGAAGUAGACAGGUUUCGUCAUGUGUAAAGAAAUGAUUUCAGUCUUACAUAUUUACUUAGAAGCCAUGGAAACGUUGGUUAAUUUAUUAGUCAUCAAAUAAUUUGCCAAAUUUUUAAAUGGCUAACUUGUACAUAUAUAUCACUUAAAGCAAGCUUGUCCAAAUUGCAGGUGGCCCAGGACAGCUUUGAAUGUGGCCCAACACAAAUUUGUAAAUUUUCUUAAAAUAUUAUGUGAUUUUUUUUUAAGUUCGUUAGCCAUCGUUAGUGUUAGUGGAUUUUAUGUGUGGCUCAAGACAAUUCUUCUUCUUUCAACAUGGUCCAGGGAAGCCAAAAGAUUGGACACCCCUGAAAGUAUACACAAUGCCUGAAUGUUACAUUUGCAACUGGGUUAUAUUUAAUUUUUUUUUUUAGUCUCUCCUUUCACUUUUGCCAACCCUUUGGUAAAUUUAAUCCAUUGAGUUAAGUAAGAUGUUCUUUGUAUCAUGUAGAAUGAAAGAAACUAUGGGGGAGAAAAAGAAAACAAAAGUGUCUUUCAAGUAUUCAGAUUAUAGUAGACAUUCCAGAUUCAGUCAAAGGAUGGUUAAAAAAACUAUGCAUUCAUUCAUUUAUUCAUUUGUAUUUAUUGAUUAAUUUGUCCACACAGUAAGUAUUUACUGUCAGGAUUACAAAAGUGAGAGCACCUUUUCCUUGUUCACAAGGAGUGUGUUAACAACCCAGUCCUGUAAAAGAAUUCAGGGUUUCAACCCAUGUGGCAAUUGUCCUUAAAGAAUCUGAGUGUCUUCACCAAGCUCUCCUUUCUUCUUGACUCUCCAUCUAGCUUUCAAAGAAAUUCAUACUUGUGCAUAGUGGAUUUUUUUUCUUUGUAUAAUCAUUUGGGGAGUUACAAAAGGAAAUAAUGAAGGACUAAAUAAAGAAAUUAAGUUUUUUAUAAGAUGUAGACUGGGUACACGGUUCAUGCCUACAAUCCCAGCACUUUGGGAGGCUGAGGUGGGAGGAGCACUUGAACCCAAAAGUUUGAAACCAGCCUGGGUGACAUAAUAAUACAUUGUCUGUACAAAAAAUAUUUAUUUAAAAAAAUUAGCUAGGUAUGGUGGCAUGCACCUGUAAUCCCAGCUACUUGGGAGGCUGAGGGGGAGGAUCACUUGAAUCUGAUAUGUCAAAACUACAGUGAGCCGUAAUCACACCACCGCAUUCCAGGGCAGGUUUCACAGGGAAACCGUCUCAAAAAAAUAAAUAAAUAAAUAAAGAUGUUUAUAAGGUGUAAAUUCAAAUGCAUUUCACAACCAAAUAUUUCAUAUGCUUUGCGUGUUUUCCAAUUAAAUGUAGAAGGUUGGCCUAGGAGAGUAUUUUUUAAAUAGAAUCCUGAAAAAAAAAUAUAACCCUUGGCCAUGUGUUAUGAAGUUACAAUAUUCACUAGAAUUUAUUUGUGUCUUGCUGAUAAUAAUCAACAAUUUAUUGAUAAUGCUUAUAAGUAUACAAUCAUUUGUUACCACUGGAAAAGGAUCCAGUGGGAACGUUCUUUAGGGCUCCAAUUAGAUUAGUUUUUUAACUUUUUCUUUUCUAACUUUUAAGUUCAGGGGUACAAAUGCAGGUUUGUUACAUAGGUAAACAAACUUGUGUCUUGAGGGUUUUUUGUACAAAUUAUCUCAUCACCCAGAUAUUAAGCCUAGUACCCAUUAGUUAUUUUUUGUGAUCCUCUUCCUCCUCCCACCCUUUACCCUGUGAUAGGCCCCAGUACUGUGUUGUUCCCCUCUAUGUGUCCAUGUGUUCUCAUCAUUUAGCUCCUGCUUAUAUGUGAGAACAUUCGGUAUUUGGUUUUCUGUUCCUGCAUUAGUUUGCUAAGGAUAAUGGUCUCCAGCUCCAUCCAUGUCCAUCAAAGGACAAGAUCUCAUUCUUUUUUUAUGGCUGCAUAGUAUUCCAUGGUGUAUAUGUACCACAUUUUCUUUAUCCAGUCUAUCGUUGGUGGACAUUUAGGGUGAUUCCAUGUCUUUGCUCCAAUGACAGCUGGACCAGGGUCUUAUCAAAAGCAGCAUAUUUCCUUAAUCUGGAGAAGUUCUCCUUAAUCCAGAGAAGAUUUUUUUUUCAGAGAUAAGCAGGUUCAACGGCUCAGCCGCAGGUUAUUUUUGCCUAGCAAAGGCACUAACAAAAACAUGUGCACUGGCAAAAUACUGGAUUUCUACAUGGUAUAUUGAGGAAAAUGUUAUCUAGGACUUAAGGACAAAAACCCAAAUAUUAUUUGGCACAUCACCAAUUCACAAAUACCAAUUACCUGACAAUUUAUUGCUAUAAUAAUCUGCAAAAUAAUGAAGUCACUAAAUUAGCUCUUUGCAAAAAAAGUUUUAAUUAGCCACCUGUAAAGUGUUUAGCAAUUCUUAUGUUGCUGAAGCACAAUUAAUUUUUUAUGAAUGGUCAUUUCUGGUGUUUUUGAAAGAUACUUCAUUUAAAUUUUUUCUCCAUAGUUUCUUUCAUUCUACAUGUAAAAAGAACAUCUUACUUAAACACAAAUGGAUUAAAUUUACCAAAGGGUUGGCAAAAGUGAAAGGAGAGACUAGAAAAGAAAUGAUAUAUAACGCAGUGGCAAACAUAACAUUCAGGCAUUGUGAAUGUUUUAAAUGAUACGUAUGUACAAACUCGCCCAGAAAAAUCUAAUUUCUACAAAUUGUGUGAGUUGUUAUUCAAAACCAGUUUUUGGUAAAUCAGUAACUGUGCAUCAAUCAGUAGAUUAACUGCCAAAUCACCAAUUAUCGGUUCCUAUUUAUGACCCAUUGUAAAAUAAAGAUUGCAAUUAGAACCCAUUUGUAGCACAUCCAUUAGUUCCUUCUCAGGAACCCAAACAAUCACAAUGUCAUUAAAAUUGUUUUUUGUCUUUCUACUUCUUCUGUUAUUAUAUAAACUGCUCCAGAGUGCAAAGGUUGAUUUCAGAUGUUGAAAGCAAAAUAGUUGAUAUUUCUACUGAGAAACUGGGAUUACAUCAUCUUUUUUUCUAGGACUACUCUAAUUCCCAUAUUUGGAGUUCUUCCAUUACUGAUUAUUUCUACACUUCAGGAAUUCUCUUAGUAAUUUUUAUAUGUGCAGCUUCAAGACAAUCCUUAUUAGAUGGUCAUUUUACUUCCACUUUUGGUACGACAUUCUUUCUUCCCAUGAUGUGUCAAUGGCUCUAUGUAUCCUAUCAUUGGUGACACAAUCCCUUCUAUAACACUGGAUACUUACAAUCAGUAAUUAACUUAAUGUGUAGCUCAAUCACUAAUGUUAAAAGUUUAUCUUUUAAAAAUGACUAAAUUCAUAAAAUAAUGUCUAGGUGUUUUUUGACAAUCUGGUCCUAAGUGAUCUUUUUCUUUUUCACAGGGAAAUGGGGGAAAAUCAGACAAUGGUCACAGAGUUCCUCCUACUGGGAUUUCUCCUGGGCCCAAGGAUUCAGAUGCUCCUCUUUGGGCUCUUCUCCCUGUUCUAUAUCUUCACCCUGCUGGGGAACGGGGCCAUCCUGGGGCUCAUCUCACUGGACUCCAGACUCCACACCCCCAUGUACUUCUUCCUCUCACACCUGGCUGUCGUCGACAUCGCCUACGCCUGCAACACGGUGCCCCAGAUGCUGGCGAACCUCCUGCAUCCAGCCAAGCCCAUCUCCUUUGCUGGCUGCAUGACGCAGACCUUUCUCUGUUUGAGUUUUGGACACAGCGAAUGUCUCCUGCUGGUGCUGAUGUCCUACGAUCGUUACGUGGCCAUCUGCCACCCUCUCCGAUACUCCGUCAUCAUGACCUGGAGAGUCUGCAUCACCCUGGCCGUCACUUCUUGGACGUGUGGCUCCCUCCUGGCUCUGGUCCAUGUGGUUCUCAUCCUAAGACUGCCCUUCUGUGGGCCUCAUGAAAUCAACCACUUCUUCUGUGAAAUCCUGUCUGUCCUCAGGCUGGCCUGUGCUGACACCUGGCUCAACCAGGUGGUCAUCUUUGCAGCCUGCGUGUUCUUCCUGGUGGGGCCACCCAGCCUGGUGCUUGUCUCCUACUCGCACAUCCUGGCGGCCAUCCUGAGGAUCCAGUCUGGGGAGGGCCGCAGAAAGGCCUUCUCCACCUGCUCCUCCCACCUCUGCGUGGUGGGACUCUUCUUUGGCAGUGCCAUCAUCAUGUACAUGGCCCCCAAGUCCCGCCAUCCUGAGGAGCAGCAAAAGGUCUUUUUUCUAUUUUACAGUUUUUUCAACCCAACACUUAACCCCCUGAUUUACAGCCUGAGGAACGGAGAGGUCAAGGGUGCCCUGAGGAGAGCACUGGGCAAGGAAAGUCAUUCCUAACUGGUGUGACAUUUGACUCUCCCUCCUCAGUCAUCUCCUGGAAUCUUGGUACCAAAUACCACCUAAGUUCACUACUCUCUUUAUAUCUGAGACUAAAUGAACCAAGAGACUCUGUAAAGCAUUCCUUUUUCCUGCCUGGGAAGUAUUUAGUUUUUGAUGCAUUUGUUAUACUUAACAUUUUUUAAUUUAAGCACUUAUUGAGUUGAGAAUGUCGGGGAAAGAUUUAUUUUGUACACUGCUAUGAGUCCAGAAGUUUAAAACAGACACUCCACCUGUGACUUAGUCAGGUAUGCUCAGUAGUAGAGGAAUAGCAGUUAUUACCAGAUAAAGUCAUAUCUAUAAAAAGUUUUUAAAAAUACAGCCACAGGCAGAGACUCCAGAACCCAUUGAUACCUCUGUCCAUUUUCAUCCUCAUUUGGAUGUUUCCCCUCAAUUGUACUUCCUUUCUUAUAAGCAGUAAAUGUACCUAAGUGCCUACUUCAGCUUGGAGGGAAAUUGAUUUUUAUAAAAUCCUACAAACUGACAAUUUCUGUUGUCAGAGAGAGUGAAUCCAUAAACAUUCAGCUGGCAAUCUGAAGCAAUUACACAACAAAAUCCACUUUCCAACCUGCCCUGAGAUUGUGAUGGUCACUUGUUUCUACUCUUCUCACCUCCUCCAGGGGACUGUCUAUGAUUGUCUCUAAAUAAGCACAUGCUCUUCACUUAGAGGAAGUUAGUACCACCACACAACUUUUCACUGCUGGGGACGAAUGGAAAGCCCCACACAGAGACAAUUCAAUGGAAAAAAGCGUUUUAAUAAUGUUAAUAGUUAGCAUUAUUAUAAAUUACUCUGCACCAUCCACUGCACAUUGAUAGGUACUUUAUAGAGAUAACCUCAGUUUAUCAUUAUAGCCAAUUCAUUUCCCAUUAUUAUCCCAUUUUAUAGAUGUGAACUUUAAGCAGACGGUAAAUGUUAGACUCAUACCCAGACAAUCUGGCUCCCAAGCCUUCUUUACUUAACCAGGACAAUGUGGGACUUUAUUAGCAACAUUUCAAAUUAAGAAUAAGUCUAACCAAUCCUAACGUAGGAUAUGUUAAGUGAAUGUGGGUUUCUUCCCCAUCUAGAAUGUGCCAUGAUGAGGCCAGGAGAGUCAGAGAUUAUUUAUGGAAGGCUUCUUAUCCUGUUUGACGAGUCCUGUGGGCAUGGCUGCAAAGGAGGUUAAGAGAUUCAGAGGAACACAGAACACAGACAGGGUGGGAGUAGAGGCUGUUCUCAAUGAGAUUAGAGAGUAAGUUUAGAACUAUACUUGGUUCUGGGUAGUAAGAUCCAGAACAAAGACAUCUCUAGUUCACGUACAACACUCACAUGCUCACGUACAUGCGUGUGCACACACACACACACACACAUAUACGCACAGUGCUUAGUGAAGCACUAUUCCAAGAACCUUACAAGUAAGAGCUCUUUAAGUCCUCAUAAAAACCCUAUGAGGUAGAGACUAUUACUACUAUUUUUAGGCGAGAAAACAGAACUAUAGAGAGAUUAUAUAAUUUAACCAAUGCUCCCAGCUAAUAAGUACCUAGUCCAGAAUCAAAGAUAGGCAAUAUGACUGCUGAACCCAUAAUCGUAACCAUUAUAUAAAAAUCAAAGAGAUCAUGAAAUUUCCAAAGAUGAAGAGGAGGAGAGAUGAAAAGCAAUUUUCAAUCUCUAGCCAAAGAUAGGCAUUGGGCUCCAGACAGAAAAGUACUUAAAGCUGGGGGAAAAACAAACAAACAAACAAACAAACAAACAAACAAAAAACAGCUUUUUUUAUACUGGUGCGUGAAAUGAGAUGAGGUGGUAGCAAGAAGGAACUGUGACUCCAAGGGUCAGAGACGGAGGAGGAGCCUCUUGACGGGCAGGAUGGUGAAACCAAAAACAAUGGAUAAAACUUUUAAGUUGAUGGUUCAUCAAUUGAAGAACAUUAGAAAGUGUUUUUGUAAAUUAUCUAGCCGGGCAUGGCAACGUGUGCCUACAUCCCCAGCUAUUCGGGAGGCUGAGGCAAGAGGAUCACUUGAGCCAGGGAUUUUGAGGCUGCAGUGAGCCAUGAUCGCACCACUGCAUUCCAGCCUGGGUGACAGAGUGAGACCUUGUGUCCAACAAUAAUAACAAUGAAAUAAUUUAUUAAAUUUUUUAAAAUUACCCAAACUGGAUAUACAAUUUGUAAUUCCAUUGCUGCCGAACAGUUUUUAAACGGUUGUUUAGUUUCACGGCAGAUGCUGCAUACUGCAUUGCAACUAACACUGGGAAGGGAUACAUUCAAGUGGCAGGACAAAGGUGAGGAGCUCUAAUACCAGGGGUAGGUUUCAAGGGAUGAAUACUCCCCUGGUACCAGAGGAGCAGCAGGAAAUCAUGGUGUGCAGAAACCAUGUUCAGGCGGUUGCCUGUGUGGACCCUAAAUUCUGUGUGUGCAGUCCUCUCUUAGGAUUGGCCCAGGCAUCCAAGAAGCCCACGAUGCUGCCUACCCCUUAAAUACACAAGGUGCGUACCGGAGGCCCUGGUUCUAGUUCCAGAUGUACCAUUUGCUAGCUGUGUUUUUUGCAGAGAAGUCCCUUAAACUGCUUAAGCUUCAGUCCUUCAUCUGAAAAUUAUGCAUAUGGAAGCUGUUUAGGACACCACAGAGUGCCACUGAAAACCCAAAGCAAGAUGCAAAUGGACACAUUUUUUUUCUGAAGACUUAAAAGUGCUAUGUGAACAUAAGAUAAACUGUUAUGAUUACCCUGCUGUCAGAAGUUAUUUUAAUCCUGUCAGGGUUGCUAAACUUUCUGAUCUGGAACCAAAAUUGCUCUUUAAACAGGAAGAGCAUUGGUGCUGGUAGGUCACCUACGCCUUUGCCCUCAUGGCUUCCCCAUGUCCCCCCUAGAGGCACAGGAGGCCACUCACUCUUGGAGGGCAUAGCUGGACCAGGAGCAUGAGCUGUGGCCCAGACUCAGGGAACCUCUGUGAGUCAGCUGGCAAAGGCUCCCGGGGAGCCUGUCUCUGAAUCUGGUCCUAGCCCGUUCACUUGGAAAAAACAGGAGACUUCUCCCAAGGUCAAGGAAUUCAGAUUUUGGUUUUGGUUUCCAACUUUUUGUAAUCCUCAACCUGGGAUUUACAGUGCAUGUCUCAAUUAUGUUUCAUUCAUUGCUUCACAAAGGGAAGGACAAGCACUGGUUCAUCUCUUUACACCUAUACAUUCCUAGCACAGAGUGAGUACUCACAAAAAACAUACGGAAUACAUAGAGGACACUUUAUCUGUUGACCCCAUUUCCAAAUUUUCAGUGUUGAGCCAUCUUCUGAUUUCUAAACUUCUUUAAAUCCCUCUAAUUUUAGGUUAUACUACAGUAGAAAUUUAAUUGUAGCUGAUAAUUAUUGAGCACUUACUAUGUGGUUGGCACUGCAUAAAAUGCUUUAGAAAAAUUCUUACAUCAAAUAUGUGGAGUAGGUACUAAUACUAUCCUAACAUUAAAGGGGGGGAAAUAAAGUUUAGUGUAAUUAAUUAAUUUAUUCAAGGUCGCCAAAUCAUUCAGUGGUAGAAACAUGAAUCAAGACCAGGCAGUCUGACUGUAAAUAAAUUCUGAGCCACUCUCUUGCAGAGGACCUCCUGAUAUUCAUCUCCUGAAUGGUUGGCAACAGGCCUGUUCAUAGUAGACACACAAUAAACUUUGACUAAAUGAACAAAUGAGUGGUUGUGUUCAAAUUUCUACUCACAUCAUAUAGGCCUAGGGAUGUGUUACCCUUUAUUCUUUUUAUUUAUUUAUUUAUUUAUUUAUUUACUUAUUUAUUUAUUUGAGAAGGAGUCUUCUUCUGUUGCCCAGUCUGGAGUGCAGUUGUUGGCUCACUGCAACUUCUGUCUCCCAGGUUUAAGUGAUUCCCCUGCCUCAGCCUCCUGAGUAGCUGGGACUACAGGCGUGGGCCACCAUGCCUGGCUAAUUUUGUAUUUUUAGUAGAGAGGGGGUUUCCCCAUGUUGGCCAGGCUGGUCUCGAACUCCUGACCUCAGGUGAUCCACCCGCCUCGGCCUCCCAAAGUGCUGGGAACACAGGCGCGAGCCACCGUGCCUGGCCUAUUCUUUUAAGUUUGGAUAUCUUGUGCAUUUGGUUUGUCCAAUUCAUCCUUUUGGCAUAUUCUUAUGCAGUAGAUAUUAAUAAUCAAGAAUAUCCUAUUGCUCUAGGAUCACAGAGAAGAAAAGAAACAAUUUAGGGUUGAAAUUUAGCAUUUACUAUUAAAAAUGCUGGGAAUACUUAUUUAUGUUUUAUCGUAGGAGUCCAUGGCGAUUGCCUUCUCACAGAAGUGUGCCAAAUGACUGAAACUGUGAUUCCAGAAGGCCAGGAUGGUACUGGUGCUACACAGGAAGUCAUGUCAGGGUGUUGAUCUUGAAAACUCUGGCAAGAGGGUGGAGACAACUGUAGGCAAUAACUACUGGGAAUGAAAGGGAUGGGAAUUUGUGUGUUGUAGUCAGUUUCCUUGCCGCCUGAGAUUGGCACCCGCAGCAUCUUUGGCACGUGGACCAGGGAUUGCCAACUGCCGACCUGUAGGACUGGUGUUUACUGUUGGCUGUGAGUGUAGAGUACCAUUGUUAAAUACAGGUUCUUGAGAAUAGACAAAAAGGAAAGACAUUUGGAAUGCUGUCUCACUGGACUUCACAGCUCUCAUGUUUUCGCAGCCAGCAGAGAAGUGUCUUACAUCCCUUGCUUUCUUCAUAAAUUUUAAAUAGCAUUGGCUCAUUUUUAUCUGUGUUUUUCCAAGCUGUGUUUCUCUGUUUUUAAUUUUUGAAAUCAUGUUGUGCCAAAAGAAGAAGUGAAUCCUUGAACACGGUAUGAUUUGGUCAACAGAAUACUGGCUCAGCAUGAGAAUGUCUGGGCUCUCACGACAAUUCCCUCACUUACACACUGUGUGACCUCAGAAAAGUUGCUUAACUCCUCUGGACUUCCAUUUCCACACAUAUAAAAUAAAGAAUUGAACUAGAAAAACUUUAAGGUCACCUCUUGUUUUCUAAUUCCCUGUCUUUAUUAGUUUCUUCACAUUUCAUAUUAAUUUGGAUUUUCACUUUUGUCAAAGGAGUAUAAAAUAAAUUCCAUACAGAGAAAAUGAAAUGGACUUCUGAGGCUAACUGAAUCUCUCUGACCUUAAAUACAGUAGAACCCCAAAAAUACAUACUGGCCAGGCACGAUGGCUCAUGCCUGUAAUCCUAGCACUUUGGGAGGCCGAGGCAGGAGGAUCACUUGAGGCCAGGAGUUUGAGACCAGCCUGGCGAACAUGAUGAACCUUUUCUCUACUAAAAAUACAAAAACCAGCCAGGCAUGGUGGCAUGCGCCUGUAAUUCCAGCUACUUGGGAGGCUGGGGCACAAGAAUCGCUUGAUCCUGCAAGGCAGAGGUUGCAGUGAGCCAGGAUCAUGCCACUGCACUCCAGCCUGGGUGACAGAGGGAGACUCUGUUUCAAAAAAGGAAAAAAAAUAGUACAUACUGAAGUAAUUAAUUAGUUGACUAUUUUAGUGCUCUGGGAAAUAGAAAUUUCAUAAGACUGGCUAAAAGGUAACACGAAAUGCCCACCUUAAGGAAAGAAUAUUACUAGGAAUAACUUUGAUUGGGAAUGGUUCUAGGAACUAGACUAAAACAUAAAUAUCUAGUUUUGUACCCAUAUUACCCACAUUGUAGAUAUACUUUUAAGAGCUAGUAUUUGCUGAGAGCUUAUGAAAUGUCAGGCAUUGUGCUAAGGUACAUGCAUCAUUAUCAUGUCUCAACUUCAUAACAAUUCUAGUACCUUUAUUAUUAUUAUUACAAAAGAAGAGAUAGAGGUUCAGAGAUAGUAAGAAACUUUUCUAUGGUCACACAGCAAGUAUCUGACAUAACUUGGACUCUAAUCCAGGUGAGCCUGACUCCAUAACCACUGGGUCAUAUGGCCUCCCUCUAUCCUGGACUUACAGAAUCUUUUUCUGUGAACAGUUAAGUAAGGAUCAAGAAAAUCAGCCUUGAGAUCUAUUGUACAACUUGGUGAUGAUAGCUAAUAACAAUAGAUUGUAUUGUGAAAAAUGUUGACAGAGUAGAUUUUAAGUGUUCUCACCAUAAAAAUGACAAGGGUGUUAGAUAAUUCAUAUGGUAAUUUGCCCAAUUUAGUCAUUCCACAAUGUACAUACAUUUCAAAAUAUCAUUUUCUACAUGGUAAAUCUAUACAAUUUUGUCAAUUAAAAAAUAAAACACUUAUUUUACUUAAUUUUAUUUAUUUAUUUAUUUAUUUUUGAGAUGGAGUUUUGCUCUUGUCGCCCAGGCUGGAGUGCAAUGGCACAAUCUCAGCUCACUGCAACAUCCACCUCCCGAUUCAAGGGCUUCUCCUGCCUCAGGCUCCUGAGUAGCUGGAAUUACAGGCGGCCACCACCAUGCCUGCCUAAUUUUUUGCAUUUUUAAUAGAGACAGGGUUUCACCAUGUUGUCCAGGCUGGUGUUGAAUGCCUGACCUCAGGUGAUCCACCCGCCUCAGCCUCCCAAAGUGCUGGGAUUAUAGGCAUGAGCCACUGCAGCCGGCAGAAAAAAAUAAAACGUUUAAAAAGUCCACCAUCUUUACCACACACAAAGAAAAGAAAAUCAGCUUUAAGAAAAUGAUUAAAAUAUAGCUAACGUAGUCCCCAAUAUAUAUAACAAGCAAAAUAGUAAUACACAAACCAGUUUUUUAUUGGAAAAAAACACAUAGAUACAAGUAGAGACAGAUAAACUAUUUACAGUAGAACAAGUGACAGAGAAUAAUAAAUGUAAUGAAAGAUGUAUAGUUCCUCUAGUAAGUAAUAAAUUUUAAAGCACAAGAUACCAUUUUUCACCCAUUAGAUGGACAAAAAUUAAAAGAUGGAUACUUUCUAGCAUCGCUAAGCAUGUAGGCAAGUGGAUACUUCCCCACAGUCUUAAUAGAUUUCGGGGAAAUUUGGUCAUGUCUCUUCAAAAACUAAAUUGUUAGUUUUGUUUUGAUUUUUCAGAGACAGGGUUUCACUCUGUUGC